This is a messenger RNA of Sporothrix brasiliensis 5110, 1353 nucleotides long. RefSeq names its product UTP--glucose-1-phosphate uridylyltransferase. The coding region runs from base 1 to 1353 and encodes 450 amino acids. Lineage: Eukaryota; Fungi; Ascomycota; Sordariomycetes; Ophiostomatales; Ophiostomataceae. The record is from RefSeq and is a predicted model, not a curated record. Gene Ontology annotation, biological process: glycogen metabolic process; UDP-alpha-D-glucose metabolic process. The transcript has 2 exons. Gene Ontology annotation, cellular component: cytoplasm. Gene Ontology annotation, molecular function: UTP:glucose-1-phosphate uridylyltransferase activity.
AUGGACAACUUCUUUGCUCUCUUCCGCCGGUACUUGAAUGACAAGGCCAAGGGCAACGCUGUUGACUGGGACCGCAUUGCCCCUCCCGCACAGGGCCAGGUCGUCGACUACGACGACCUUGGCAGCUCCGAGGGUGUUGCCUUCCUCAACAAGCUUGCCGUCCUCAAGCUCAACGGUGGCCUCGGUACCUCCAUGGGCUGCGUUGGCCCCAAGUCCGUCAUCGAGGUCCGUGACGGCAUGUCCUUCCUCGACCUGUCGGUCCGCCAGAUCGAGUACCUGAACCGCACCUAUGGGUCCAACGUGCCCUUCAUCCUGAUGAACUCGUUCAACACCGACGCCGAUACUGCCGCUAUCAUCAAGAAGUACGAGGGUCACAACGUCGACAUCCUGACUUUCAACCAGUCCCGCUACCCCCGCAUUUUCAAGGACUCCUCGCUGCCUGUCCCCAAGUCCUUUGACGACCCUACCGACGCCUGGUACCCGCCCGGCCACGGUGACGUGUUCGAGUCUCUGUACAACUCGGGUGUCCUCGACAAGCUGAUUGAGCGCGGCAUCGAGAUCAUCUUCCUUUCUAAUGUCGACAACCUGGGUGCGGUUGUCGACCUGCGCAUCCUGCAGCACAUGGUCGAGACCAAGUCCGAGUAUCUCAUGGAGCUCACCAACAAGACAAAGGCCGAUGUCAAGGGUGGCACCAUUAUUGAUUAUGACGGCUCGGUCCGUCUGCUGGAGAUUGCGCAGGUGCCCAAGGAGCACGUCAACGAGUUCAAGUCCAUCAAGAAGUUCCGCUACUUUAACACCAACAACAUCUGGAUGAACGUCAAGGCUGUGAAGCGUGUCGUUGAGAACGACGAGCUGGCGAUGGAGAUCAUUCCCAACGGCAAGACCAUCCCCGGUGACAAGAAAGGCGAGUCCGACAUCUCGAUUAUCCAGCUGGAGACCGCCGUCGGUGCCGCCAUUCGCCACUUCCACAACGCGCACGGUGUCAACGUACCGCGUCGGCGUUUCCUGCCCGUCAAGACCUGCUCUGAUCUGAUGCUGGUCAAAUCGGAUCUGUACACCGUCAAGCACGGCCAGUUGCAGAUGAGCUCCAACCGCUUCGGUGAUGCGCCGCUGAUCAAGCUGGGCAGCGACUUCAAGAAGGUUUCCGACUUCUCAAAGCACAUUCCUUCCAUCCCCAAGAUCAUCGAGCUGGACCACCUCACCAUCACUGGUGCCGUCAAUCUGGGACGUGGAGUGACUCUGAAGGGCACAGUUAUCAUUGUGGCCACGGAGGGCAGCACCAUCGACAUCCCGCCUGGCUCGAUCCUGGAGAAUGUCGUUGUCCAGGGCAGUCUGCGGCUGCUUGAGCAUUAA